CCAUCCUCACUCGCAUGCAGCCCUGCAGGCCACAUUGAUCGAUCAGAACGACCCGAUCCAAAGUGCAGGGCCUGUUCAGCUCUUAGAUCAAGACGUGCCUUUGGUACCUUGCAGAUCGGAGCAAGAUGGGAAGGUUAGCCAUGGCUGGGCCAGUGAUCCUUCUUCUGCUCUGCACAAUGUGCAGAUUGGCGCUCGGAAUCACUGACGGGCUGCUCCCGAAUGGCAACUUCGAGCGCGGGCCGCUGCCGUCGCAGCUUCGCGGGACGCGGGUGCUGGGCUCGUCGUCGAUCCCGUCGUGGCAGACGUCGGGGUUCGUGGAGUACAUCCCGUCGGGGCAGAAGCAGGGCGACAUGCUCCUGGUGGUCCCCGAGGGCGCCUACGCCGUGCGCCUCGGGAACGAGGCCUCCAUCCGGCAGCGCCUCCGCGGCGCCGCCCCCGGGGCCCGCUACUCCCUCACGUUCAGCGCGGCGCGGACGUGCGCGCAGGCGGAGCGCCUGAACAUCUCGGCGUCCGGGCAGUCGGGCCUCCUGGCGAUCCAGACCACGUACAGUAGCAACGGGUGGGACUCGUACGCCUGGGCCUGGGUCGCCGCCGUCGACUCCUCCGGCGAGGUCGAGGUCUCCAUCCACAACCCCGGCGUCGCCGACGACCCGGCCUGCGGCCCGCUCAUCGACUCCGUCGCCGUCAAGGCGCUCAACCCGCCCCGCCGGACCAACCGGAACCUGGUGAAGAACGGGGACUUCGAGGAGGGUCCCUACAUCCUCCCGGGGACCAAGUGGGGCGUGCUGAUCCCGUCGCGGGUGGUGGACGACCACUCGCCGCUCCCGGGGUGGAUGGUGGAGUCGCUCAAGGCGGUGAGGUACGUCGACGGCGGGAGCUUCGCGGUGCCCCGGGGCCGGCGCGCCGUGGAGCUGCUGGCGGGGAGGGAGGGCGCGGUGGCGCAGGUGGUCCGGACCGUGCCGGGGCGGCGGUACGCGCUGUCGUUCACGGUCGGGGACGCCGGCAACGCCUGCCGCGGGUCGCUCGUCGUGGAGGCGUACGCCGGGAGGGAGUCCGUGAAGGUGGCGUACGAGUCGGAGGGGAAGGGCGGCGCCAGGCGCGCCGUGCUGCCGUUCCGCGCCGCGGCGGCGCGCACGAGGAUCGUCUUCUUCAGCUCGUUCUACAGCACCAGGAGCGACGACCUCAGCUCGCUCUGCGGGCCCGUGCUCGACGACGUCGCCGUCGUCAGCGUGCGCGCCAAGCGCGGGUAGAGCAAGCCGGAUGGAUCGAUGCAAUUCUGCUUCUUGUUGUUAUGGACCAUACAUGGCGGUUAGUUGCCGCGUGUUUACCUGCGUUGGGAGCAUAAAAAAUUUUUCAAUCGGGAGGGUUCUCAAAUAUACAUGCAUGGUUACCUUCUCGCAUUCCAUAAUCUCUAUUGUCCUGCCUCCCAGAUUACGAUCAAGGUAAUAGAGUAAAUAACUGUAUCUUGGAACCAUUUGGAUCACAAAUAAUCUGAAAUAAACUGCUUAAGAGUAGCUUAUUUGAAA
Messenger RNA from Setaria italica (foxtail millet), 1526 nucleotides. RefSeq lists its product as uncharacterized. NCBI's taxonomy places the organism in Eukaryota, Viridiplantae, Streptophyta, Magnoliopsida, Poales, Poaceae. The transcript is spliced from 2 exons. The record is from RefSeq and is a predicted model, not a curated record. Bases 126 to 1250 code for a protein of 374 amino acids.